AUGCCUCCCCGCCAAACCCACUUGAGAAAGACGACAAGGGUCCAUGAGGAUCCGCCUGAGCCAAUUAUCACUUUCUGUGGAUUUUGUCAAAAGGGCCCCUUUCCAAGUCUCGCAGGGCUAAAAAGGCACAUUAACAAUACACCAAACUGUCAUCAUGCACGUCAAGCCGAGUUUGGCCAGUAUGCCGCGAGCAUUUGGGAUGACAUACCUGCACCACCAGCUGGAGAACAAGUCGCAGAAUCUUCUGGGACAAAUAAUGAAGGCGCUCCCACCCCAGCUGAACAUCCUGUUGAAGACGAGCCAGAAGUUGUUUUCCAGCUGGACCAAGACCUCGACAACAUGGAUGACUUUGUUCUUGAACCACCAGAACCUCAUGUUCCGGAUGCACUGCCAAGAAGGUCAGAACGAGUGACAGUUGAGGAAGUUCCAGAUGAAGAUAACCCACUCCACGACAAUGUCCGCUAUGUCGAAGACUUUCCCAAGGCUGCAAAAGCAGGCGCUACAUGGGGAAUACGCCGGGAGCAAGAGACAGAGGGUGAUCCGAUAUGGGGACCAUUCGCGGAUGAAGCUGAAUGGCAGUUAGCGCAGUGGUUACUGCAAAAUGUGGGGCAAAAGCAGGUGGAUGCUUACCUGAAGCUUCCUAUUAUGUGUGAUCGAAUGCAGCCAUCUUACAAGAAUAACCGAGAUUUCUUGAAGAAGCUUGAUGCAUUGCCCACUCGCAGGGAUCUGUGGACAUGUGAGAUCAUUACUGCACCAGGAAACUGCAUCAAUGAUGAUGGGAAGCCAAUGCCUGCUGAGAAACUCGAGCUUUGGCAUCAAAAUCCUGUUGAAGUCGUGAAGGACUUAAUGAGCAAUGAGAGUCUCUGA
This is a messenger RNA of Laccaria bicolor S238N-H82, 867 nucleotides long. RefSeq lists its product as uncharacterized. The coding region runs from base 1 to 867 and encodes 288 amino acids. The transcript has 3 exons. The record is from RefSeq and is a predicted model, not a curated record. Lineage: Eukaryota; Fungi; Basidiomycota; Agaricomycetes; Agaricales; Hydnangiaceae.